GCUGCUUCUGUCUCCCUGGCAAGCAGAGUCAGCAGUGUGGACCUCUUUUGGGGUGUUUGGCUAGAUGUUGGCUGGAUGCCAGGGGCCUGGGGCUGCCUGGAUCUCCUAAGGUGGCCUCUGCCCGCCCCCCCAGGCUCUCAGGGGAGGGAACAGGCUGGAGUGCUUUUCUUUACCCUCUAAAUUUUCCCAGCCUUCCUAAGCUGGCGCAGCCCCCUCCUGCCCUCCUCAGGGGCUGUCAAGGGGCUCGGGGACCCCUGGCAUGCAUGGCACCUGAGAAGUCCUGCCCGCCACUAGGACCCUCACUUGGGUGCUUGCCUGGGACGUGCCAAGCCGGAGUCCCCUACCCAGCCCAUACCCAACCCUGCCAGCCUCAGCGUUCCCCGUGCUGCCCCCGCGGCGCCGAGAACAAUAUCCUUUCUAUUUGGACUUGACUCCGCUGCCCUUUGGAGACCUGAGUGUGCAACGUGAGCUCCCGUCCAGAGCGGGGGCGGCGCCCGCGGCCUCUCCGGUGUCUGGGCUGCGGUGGCCGCGCGAGGCGCCGAGGUGGUCCGACGGUCUGGUGGGACCAGAACGAGGACAAGGACGAGGAGGACGCCCCGAGCGUCCCGGGUCCCCGCGCCAUGGCCGCCCGGCUCCGCGCGCUCACCGCGUCGGGGCUGUACCGGCGGCGCCAGGACCGGCAGAGCGCACCGCCGCCCGCCGUCCCCGGCAACAUGUCUAACGCCUUGGCCAACGCUGUGUGCCAGCGCUGCCAGGCCCGCUUCGCCCCCGCCGAGAGGAUCGUCAACAGCAACGGGGAGCUGUACCAUGAGCACUGCUUCGUGUGUGCGCAGUGCUUCCGGCAGUUUCCCGAGGGCCUCUUCUACGAGUUCGAAGGCCGGAAAUACUGCGAACACGACUUCCAGAUGCUGUUUGCUCCAUGCUGCGGUGCCUGUGGCGAGUUCAUCAUCGGCCGCGUCAUCAAAGCCAUGGGCAACAACUGGCACCCCGGGUGCUUCCGCUGCGAGCUCUGCGAUGUGGAGCUGGCUGACCUGGGCUUCGUGAAGAACGCGGGCAGGCACCUCUGCCGGCCCUGCCACAACCGCGAGAAGGCCAAGGGGCUGGGCAAGUACAUCUGUCAGCGCUGCCACCUGGCCAUCGACGAGCAGCCCCUCAUGUUCCGGAACGAUGCCUACCACCCGGACCACUUCAGCUGCACCCACUGUGGCAAGGAGCUGACCGCCGAGGCCCGCGAGCUGAAGGGUGAGCUCUACUGCCUGCCCUGCCAUGACAAGAUGGGGGUCCCCAUCUGUGGGGCCUGCCGCCGGCCCAUCGAGGGCCGCGUGGUCAACGCGCUGGGCAAGCAGUGGCACGUGGAGCACUUUGUUUGUGCCAAGUGUGAGAAGCCGUUCCUGGGGCACCGGCACUACGAGAAGAAGGGCCUGGCGUAUUGCGAGACUCACUACAACCAGCUCUUUGGGGACGUCUGCUACAGCUGCAGCCACGUGAUCGAGGGAGACGUGGUGUCAGCUCUGAACAAGGCCUGGUGUGUGAACUGCUUCUCCUGCUCCACCUGCAACGGCAAACUCACCCUGAAGAACAAGUUUGUGGAGUUUGACAUGAAGCCCGUGUGCAAGAAGUGCUAUGAGAAGUUCCCCCUGGAGCUGAAGAAGCGGCUAAAGAAGCUCUCGGAGCUGGCCUCCCGCAAGGCCCACCCCAAAUCUGGGAACCCCAGCUCUGCCUGAAGCACCUGUCCGCCUGGCCCCCCUUCCUUCCUUCUGCACCCCCAUUCUCUCCCUCUGCCCCUUCCUGCCGUCUUCCCUCUUGCCUCCCACUCUGGCCUUGCUCUCAUCGAAUCUUAGCAGUCUGUGCCCCCAUCUCUGCCCUCCCCGUUUGCUUGUCCCCCCUCCUGCCCCUUCUGGCUUUGCUCAUUUUCCUUUAUUUCUGCCUUUUCCUGCGUUCUCUCUUCUCCCCCUUCUCUCUCUUUCCCUCCUGGAAGUGGGGAGCCCGGGCCCACACCCACGUUUUGCUGCCCUGCCGCCCCGUCCUGCCUGUGCCUUCCCCGCAGAGGACCUGCUGGCACGAAGUCUCCUGUGGGAGCUUGCCCCAGUGCCCAGCAGAAGGGGGAGCCCCGGGAAGCCACCCUUCACCCCCUCUGCCACUCACCCCCUCUACCGAGCAGGGCCCCAACCCAGGCCAGGGAGUCCUGCCACGUAUCAGCAGACGACAGGCCCCUGCUCUCCUCCGUGGCUCGGGCCUCCUUCCUGAAACCCCACCUGUGGCUGCUCUACCCUGGGCCUGGGCCUCUGUGGCUCCCCCUGAGCUCCCCCAUGGGCCCAGCAGCCCCCCGGGGCUGAGUCUCUGGGAGCAGGGAGGAGGGAGGCCAGGUGGGUGGUGGGCUCCCAGCCUCGGGUGAACACAGCAGUGCCGGCUCUUGGAGCUCACGCCUUGCAAAAUGAAGCUCGUUUACACACCCACA
Choloepus didactylus (southern two-toed sloth) is the source of this 2458-nucleotide messenger RNA. RefSeq names its product LIM zinc finger domain containing 2 (gene LIMS2). The transcript is spliced from 10 exons. Gene Ontology annotation, biological process: cell-cell junction organization; cell-cell adhesion; positive regulation of integrin-mediated signaling pathway. The coding region runs from base 621 to 1724 and encodes 367 amino acids. Lineage: Eukaryota; Metazoa; Chordata; Mammalia; Pilosa; Megalonychidae. The record is from RefSeq and is a predicted model, not a curated record. Gene Ontology annotation, cellular component: cell-cell junction; cytoplasm; focal adhesion.